This is a messenger RNA of Oldenlandia corymbosa var. corymbosa, 1777 nucleotides long. The record is from the annotation of a GenBank genome assembly. NCBI's taxonomy places the organism in Eukaryota, Viridiplantae, Streptophyta, Magnoliopsida, Gentianales, Rubiaceae.
CGGCGAAAUGGUUUCGGAAAAAAUAAUACCCUAAUUUUCUCUACAAAAGUAUAAAUAGCUACUAAAAUCAGUAGUCAUCAACGUUAUCUUUGUCACCCUGCAUCACUCUCGAAAACGAAGCUCUUCCAAAUGCAUCCAAGAAUACUGCACCGUAACAUCACUGCCAUAAUUUCAAGCAUUCGUUCGUAUCACUCUACGGUUCAUUGUCGAUUAACAGCUUUUCCUCGUACCUAUCUGCCGUGUUCCUCGAAGCCCAUCUCAAUUACUUCACUCCACAAUCGUGGGCUCGCCUCCAUUCCCAUCUCAAUUACUUCACUCCUCAAUCGUGGGCUGGCCUCCAUUCCUCAUGCUUUGAAACCGACAGAGGAAGAUAAUGUCCGGAAUCAUGAAGAAGAAGAGGAUAGCAGUGAUUGUUCUUAUGAAUUAAAGCGGAGAAUUGAAGAACAGGGUAUCGAUUUCAGUUCUUGCAAACCUGGGCAGUUCCAUCUUUUAAUAUGUCCUAAGUGCAAAUGCGGACAAUCAACAAAGAGGACCCUGUCCUUCUAUGUCGACUAUAACAAAAAUUUAUCUCUUUGGAGGUGUUUUGCGGAUGAAUGUGGGUGGUCAGGCCAGGUCCUUUUAGAUUCUCAGGACAUCAGAAGUGGUGGUCUUCGGAAAAAGCUCUCCUUUCGGCCAAUUACAGUACAAUCCCUAAAUUUGAAACCAUUAGAUGAUAAGCUGAUUAGAUACUUUUCUGAGAGAAGGAUAUCAAGAGAAAUUUUGGAGAAAAAUCAUGUUAUGCAAAUCGCUGGUGAAAAGGUUAUUGCUUUUACCUAUUGGAGAAAUAAGAUCCUUGUAGGUUGCAAGUACCGAAAUCUUAAGAAAAGAUUUUGGCAGGAGAAGGGAACAGAGCAGGUAUUCUAUGGACUUGAUGAUAUAAGAGAAGCAUAUGAUAUAAUCAUCGUUGAAGGUGAAGUGGACAAGCUAUCUAUGGAAGAGGCUGGCAUUUCUAAUUGCGUGGCUGUUCCAGGAGGUGCGCCUGAGAAAGUUUCCGAGGAACUACCAGCUGUGGAAAAGGACAAAGGUUUUCAGUAUGUUUGGAAUUGCAAAGAGUACUUUGACAAGGCUUCCCGCAUAAUACUUGCCACUGAUGCUGAUGCACCUGGUCAAUCAUUGGCUGAAGAACUAGCACGCCGAAUGGGAAGGGAAAGAUGCUGGAAGGUAAUAUGGCCAAAGAGAGAUGAACUCAGCAGCUUCAAAGAUGCGAAUGAGGUUUUGAUGGAACUAGGACCCGAUUAUUUGAGAGAUUUAAUCUAUAAGUCUGAGUUACAUCCCAUGUAAAACUACAAUGAACAUAAUCAAGGUGUACAUAUUCGUUUAGUUUGCAGCAAUUGAUGACGUGAAAUUUCAAUGGUUACGGAUAAAAUUUUAUAACCCUGUAACGAUGCAUCAUAUAUAAGUGAAGCAGUCCAUUUUCCUUGCACGUAGGUUACGCUUUCUCGAAAUCAAGAACCUCAUUAUAGGGUAAGGCCAGGCUAGGCUCCAGUUUGUAAAGCUAAUUCUAGGUAUGCUUUUCAGCUUUGAAUUGGAGAUAACUAACCCAUGCCUACUUAUCCAAAUGUGGAAGGUUUUGGAAAAUGCCAAAAGGUGGCUUUCACUCUUUGUCAGCACUCAGCAACAUACAGUUUCUCUUGCUGCAUCUGCUAAAUCAUUUUGUUGAUUGGUAUAUCUGCUGAAGGAAAGUAAAGAGUUAGCAAACCUAAACAUGAUGAUUACCUCUUUCCAACGUCUUCCCUCG